Metarhizium album ARSEF 1941 is the source of this 1242-nucleotide messenger RNA. RefSeq lists its product as uncharacterized. The record is from RefSeq and is a predicted model, not a curated record. Lineage: Eukaryota; Fungi; Ascomycota; Sordariomycetes; Hypocreales; Clavicipitaceae. The transcript has a single exon. Bases 1 to 1242 code for a protein of 413 amino acids.
AUGGAGGAAGACGGGGCUAUGGUGUGUUGCCCAGGCGAGGCAGGAGAGCCAGGUUCUCCAGACUCUCCUCCCAGUUUAAGCGACGGCGACGAGAUGCAGGAGUCAGACUUAAUGAUCAAGCUGGGAUUCGAGACCGGGUGCCAGACCGAGCUUGACCAUGACGAGCAAGCAGAAUCUCCAUGCUCAGUCUGCCACGCAGACGAAGCGUGUGACGAAAGCGCGAACCGAAUUCAACGGAGCAACGCCGCCACCUCGAGCAUUCCCACUUCAGGAAGACUUUGCAUCGAUACAGGGUUUGAGUUGGAUGAAGAUGACUACGAAGCGCUGCGGUUCCCAGCGGGAACUUUGGGAAGGCUUAGGCGACUGGCUGCGUCUGUGAGCCGAGCUCAAUCCCAAAAGCUCAUUUCGAGCCCUGCCACGCCCGGAACACAGAUUAUAGGGGAGUCUCAAGCUGCUGUCAGACAGCUGGCAUCUCCUAUUCAGUUCCAACCUCGAGGUAUACCGAGAAGCUGCCGUACGUCGCCAGUUCAAGCACACAAUGUGCUCAGGAAACCACCCAGACGGCCACGGAGGCGUGCGUACCAGCUGCUCGAGAGGGAGACUGCUGAAAUUUUGAACGGCCGCAACCUAGACCAGGAAAAUCUUAACUCGGACAGGAAUGGCGUGUCAACUAGAAGAAAGAAGCUAGGGUUGGCGAGCAAGUCUUCCUCGAACUCGAAGCAGAAGAGCACUUCAUCCAAAACCCAAGUCAUCUCAUCCGCCACGACCUGGACAGUGGCACCAAAAGCUCGACUGGAAGUGGUGCUACAGACCAGACACAAGAGUUGGCUGGCUGCAUAUCAGGAUGUUGAUGUCAGCGGCAAGAAUGUCACUGCACGCCCAACAAGAGGUGGUCACCGUGGCAGAGGCCGACGCAGGGCCUUACGAACUGCGCCGAAGCGUACCGUCGACCGCGCCGAGAGGAGAGCUGAAGUUGUUUCCAAGAAUACUUCGAGAGGGAGACCUAGGAAUACCUCGCGCAGAGUCAUCGGUGGCAAGGCUGGCGCCAUCGGGACACGACGAAGCCGCAGAAUGAAUGCUGGCAAGCUCGAUUCGACCAACAAAAAAGCCGCUUCUGGCGGUUCCAAGCCAGUUGCAAAGGCUGUGGCUAAAUCUGCAACGCACAGAGGUAGAUCAUCAGGUGUAGCCAAGCGAAGAGGCCGACCACCAACACGUGGUAGGGUGUCAAACAGACGGAACUAA